This is a messenger RNA of Trichoderma atroviride IMI 206040, 2507 nucleotides long. RefSeq lists its product as uncharacterized. Gene Ontology annotation, biological process: regulation of transcription by RNA polymerase II. The record is from RefSeq and is a predicted model, not a curated record. Gene Ontology annotation, molecular function: zinc ion binding; DNA-binding transcription activator activity, RNA polymerase II-specific. NCBI's taxonomy places the organism in Eukaryota, Fungi, Ascomycota, Sordariomycetes, Hypocreales, Hypocreaceae.
AUGCAGCAGCUACCUACGCCAGAUACCUGCUCUCCAGCAGUCGAUGCGGCUCCUUUUCUCAGUCAGCGGCACAAGAGUCGGGGGCCCGGAAUUUUACAAGGCGCGAGAGCAGCAUCAGGUUCGGCCCCUUUCGGCUCCGCUCCCGAGAGGGCCUGUGGCGGAGCAAUUGCCUGUGCGGCAGCUACGGCAGCCACGGCCACUUACAGCGAGCGCUUGUACAGCGCCGGUACCUCCGAUGGGGCUGCCAGUACAGCGAAUACCCAGGCGCUCGGGCUGAGCAGAGACAACCACAACACCACUCAGACACAAACACACCCAGAGCAUCCGGGCCUCUGGGUCCGAAUUACUUGCUCCUCUCUCCUCUUUCCUCCUUCACCAUCCUCUCUCUUGUUUUUUGCCCAGCAGGCUUUCCCACAGAUGAGCCCCCCCGCCGCCCUCAUGACCAUGACAAUGCACCACCAGCUCAACGGGAGCUCCGGUUCAAACGGCGUCGUCAAGACCCGACGCUCGCACCGCAAAUCCAGGAACGGCUGCAGCGAGUGCAAGCGACGACACAUUCGAUGCGACGAGCGCCGCCCAGCCUGCACCAACUGCACCAUUGCUGAGCGCGCAUGCUCCUUUCCGCCCUCUCGCCAGAACCAGCUGUCGCCCCUACCGCAGCCGCCGCUGCCGCACAGCCCGGCCGAUUCGCAUCUCAGCCGCAAGUCGCAGCACUCGCCGUCCUCCUGCGAGCCGGAUCACCCGGGACCGUGGCCCGUCUAUGGCCAUGAGCCAUCGCCAACUUCUCCAGAGUCUGUCCUCAGCGCCGGCCGCGGCAGGUUCGCGCCGGCGCCCUCCACGGGGCCCCAGACCCUGCCGUCCUUUACCGAGUCCUUCACCAACACGGCAUACAACCCGCCUGUUCCUCCGGCGUCUCUCUUCACGGCCGAGCACAUGAUGCUCUUCCACCAUGUCUCUGAUGCAAUGGGCGACUGCAUCUUGGCCCGCGGCCAGAUCAAGAUUGUCCUGGACGUUGCUGUCAAGCAUCUGAUUGAUGCGCCCUAUCUGAUGGACCAGCUGCUGGCCUUGUCGGCGCUGCACGUGUCCUUGACCACCAAGCCCGGCGAGAGUCCGCUGCUUGGAAAUGCUGUAUCUUUUCGUCAUCAGGCCACCGAGCUGCAGACACGCGCUCUGUCGUCCUUUACCCGCAUCGCUUCUCUUGUUCCCGCGGAUGAUACGGCCACCUGUGUCCCGCGGUUCCUGUUUGCCAGUCUGCUGAGCACUCAAGUCCUGGCUGAGACGUUGUUGCAGCAUCAGCCACAGCCUCCUCCCUACCACCACGAUGUUAUGGGGGUCCAUGGUGGAGGAAAUGGCGGCAGCAAUGGCAGUGGUGGAGGUGUCGUUAGCUUCCACGGCUUUAUCGAGCGCAUGGUUGAGUGUAUCCACCUGCAUCGGGGCAUCCUUGCCCAAAUUCGCCCAACAUGGGAUUAUCUUAUGCAAUCUGAGCUCUAUCCUCUACUACGAAUCACCCAUGACGCCAACCUAGCAGCAAUAACUCUCAAGUCUGGCACAGAGUGUGUCUUUCUCCGCCAGAUGAUAGCAUCGACGCCAUCCUCCGCAGCGUCCCUAUAUAGAGACGCUUCACCCCGUCUCGACCAAGCCAGCGCCGACGCUUGCCGAAUCGCCAUUGAUUCUCUGCAAUGGGCAUUUGACAUGCACCGAGCUCUGCCUGAGCAAGACGUGCCUCAUGCCCCUUCUGCUUUCAUCGUCACGGUGGAGGCGGAAUACGUAGAUCUCCUCCGACAGCUUCUACCCGAAGCAUUGGUGAUUUUGGCGUACCUGGGUGUCUUGAUACAUCGCUGCCGCCGUUUCUGGACAUUUGGCAACGCAGGGGCAAACCUCAUCCGAGCCAUUGCCGGAUAUCUGGGCUCCCACUGGCGCGAUUCGCUGGCAUGGCCUCUAAAAGUGAUUGAAGAAGAGACUGAUUGAAAAAAAGAACAAGCAGAGAGAUGAAGUAACGAGAUAGAAGGGGAAGAAGUUUGACAACGCAAGAUGAAAAGAGGAAGACAUUCAUUUUCUUUUUCAUUUCUUGUGCAAUGAGCAUAUUCACAUGUAAGAAAGAGGAAGAAGAAUGAUGAUGGACAGUAGUAUACUGUCUUUUUAUAUAUGCAUUGCCAGAUAAUUUGCUUUGAUCUUUUUUAUUUCUUUUGUUAUAGCAAAGAAGGAAGGAGAAAAAUCGAUACAGGCAAAUGGGAUAUAUGGGUUAUUUUUUUUUUUUGUUCUUAUGAAUUCUUGAGAAGAAAGGAGGGGGGCAUAUGAGCAUGCAUGCAUCAAUGUUCUUACUUUCUUCUUUCUUUCUUUUUUGUAUAUUAGUUACCGUCUUUCACUUUUUGUUAUAUGGGCAUAUCUUUUACGGAGCGGACUGGGAUGUAUGAAGGGGGCGGCAAAGGGCAGUCAUGAUAGCAUACAAAGAUCGAUGAACUGGGUUGAACAUUAUUGGCAUAACUAGUAUGUGUAGCCUUUUCUAC